This is a messenger RNA of Aedes aegypti (yellow fever mosquito), 3214 nucleotides long. Its product is annotated as acyl-CoA Delta(11) desaturase. Gene Ontology annotation, cellular component: endoplasmic reticulum membrane. Gene Ontology annotation, biological process: unsaturated fatty acid biosynthetic process. Gene Ontology annotation, molecular function: iron ion binding; stearoyl-CoA 9-desaturase activity. The coding region runs from base 367 to 1476 and encodes 369 amino acids. The transcript is spliced from 5 exons. NCBI's taxonomy places the organism in Eukaryota, Metazoa, Arthropoda, Insecta, Diptera, Culicidae. The record is from RefSeq and is a predicted model, not a curated record.
GUAGUAGGUAUCCAAAGCAGCUCAGUUCGUCCCUGACGGAGUAGAAACCAAUCGAACGAACAACUCUCGGAUUACAUAAAACGGACAUCCGUUUGGUUUAGUGCGCUAAAAUUGGGAUUAUCUAGUUCGACGUCUUGGCCUGCUCUGCUGUUAGAAGAAUGUCUAGUGACGUCUUUCGUUGAAAGCAUCAUUUUGACGAAUCACAGUAAUCGUCUAUCCAUCCGACAACUAGAAAAGAGUACCCAAAGUAAACCGUGUUAGUGAACGAAAUCUGUGCUUCCCUGGCGUAAAAAAAACUACAUUCGAGUCACCCUUCCGCAAUUUGCUGAGCUGAAAAUCCCAGUGACCAGUUCGAAUUCGCUAAAAAUGGUGGCGUUCACCACAGCAAACAGCACUCUACCGAAAAAGAUGGCACCGAAUGCGUCGGUCGAAGUGACCGGUGUUCUUAACGAGAACGAUGCAGACACCGUCGAUGGAGGCCUGUCGAAGGAUAUUGCCCCCCUGAAGCGAGCCGAGAAGCGCAAAAUCAAAGUCGUGUGGCGAAAUGUCAUCGCCUUUGGAUAUCUACACCUGGCUGCCGUGUACGGCCUCUGGCUGUUGUUGACCUCGGCCAGGCUGUACACCGUCGGUUUCGCAUUCCUGCUAUACGUCGUGUCCGGACUCGGAAUUACGGCCGGUGCUCACCGCCUAUGGGCCCAUCGCUCGUACAAAGCCAAGCUGCCGCUGCGGAUCAUUCUGUGCGUGUUCAACACCAUCGCAUUCCAGGACUGCGCCCUGCACUGGGCUCGGGAUCAUCGCGUCCAUCACAAGUAUUCGGAGACGGAUGCCGAUCCCCACAAUGCGACCCGUGGGUUCUUCUUCUCGCACAUUGGCUGGCUGCUGUGCCGGAAGCACCCCGAAGUCGUCGCCAAGGGCCGCCAGCUGGACAUUUCCGAUCUGAUGAGCGAUCCGGUGCUGCGGUUCCAGAGGAAAUACUACAUGAUCCUCAUGCCCCUAUUGUGCUUUAUCCUGCCCACCAUGGCCCCAGUCUACUUCUGGAACGAAACCUGGACUAACGCAUGGUUCGUCGCCACACUGUUCCGCUGGACCUUCAUUCUGAAUGCCACCUGGUUGGUGAACAGCGCCGCUCACAAGUGGGGACAUCGCCCCUAUGACCGCACCAUCAACCCAUCGGAGAACAAAACGGUGGCCACAUUCGCCUUCGGCGAGGGCUGGCACAACUACCAUCACGUGUUCCCCUGGGACUACAAGACUGCCGAACUGGGCAACUACCGGCUGAACUUUACUACCGCUUUCAUCGAUUUCUUCGCCAAGAUCGGAUGGGCGUACGAUCUGAAGACGGUUUCCAACGAGAUCAUCGAGAGGCGAGUCAAGCGGACGGGAGACGGUUCGCAUGCCACCUGGGGCUGGGGCGACAAGGAUCAGGACAAGAUCGAGAUCGAGCACGCCAAUAUCCUCAACCGGAAGGAUGAGUAAUGAGGUCGAGGAGAAACAGGGCUUAAACGCCUAGGACCAAGGAUAACCUUAGUACCACGUGGCGUGGCCUGCGAAUGAGGGAGCGAACGAGGAAGAAAGAAAGAGACAGAGAGCGCGCGUAUUUUAUUAUCCUCUAUAUGGGAACUCACGUGAUUUUUUUUAUUGAAUAAGUAAUGUCUCCCGUCGAAAAUGGAUCCCAUUUUGCAAAAGACGCUGGAGACCUCACGAAAAACCAGGACUUUGAGGAGUUGAGUAGUUGAUUCGAAUGAUUUUUUAUGUUUUAGGCUGCAAAGAGGCCCUAAUCGCAUAUUCAUGAGUAAAAUGAACUUUAAUCAAUGUCCAAACCGAAGUAAAAUCAAAUCGUAUGUGUGUAUAUGUAUUAAACACAUAUAAAAAUGCAAACCAACUGAUUCAGGUGUGUUAGGAUCUAAUACAUAGAAUGAACUAUACUGUUACUGUUAGGAACUAACAAUAAAAUAUAAAAAGAAAAUUGCACUUAAAUUUUUAAUGACACUUUCCGGAUCUGAUUCGGCUAUUACAUUUGGGUGAUCUAUAUUUUGAAAAUAAUUUGUUCGUUCAAAUACCCUGCAAUCACGAUAGCAGUGCUCUUUUGAUUAAUUUGGCCCUUCUAGAUGGUAGGAACCCAGGAACAAAAGUAGAGAUGGUCGAUACUUCAACUAUAGUUCUAGUAACAAACUUACUCCCGACCAUAUUUAGCUUUAGCUUGUGUAAUUUAUUGUUUAGAGCCAAGAUGAUUCAAGAUGCUGUGAAAAUAGUGACAAAUAGACGACGCUCAGGCAGUGUCAAAAAGGAAAGAUGGAAAACCAGAGUUUCUUUAUUUCAUGGGAUAACGUUGUUCAAAGAAUGUCCAUUCGUUUCGUUUUCAGAUUGAUUAGCAGAAGUAUGGUAGAAAAGAAAGAAAACAUUGGCAAUGGAGUGAGACUGAUGAGAAUAAAAUUCAAAUUUCGAUACUAGGUAGGGAUUUUUGAUGGGAUGUUUUAGACACAAUGGGGAAGGUUUUUGGAAUGCUUGUUAGGCAAUAUUUAAUCAUCGAAAAUCUCCCACCUUUCAUAGCCAAGCGAUAAACUCUUCAUAUUCCGGAUCAGCUACAGCUCAUGCUACUACGGCUACUCGAAUUUAUCUUCUUCGUCUUGGGAGUAACAAAGACAAAAAAUAAUAAAACCACAUGUUCCUUACUAUGGCACAGAUGAAACAAUAAUUAAAUUAUUUAGAAAAUAUAUCCUUGCCUAAUAGUAAACCAAACCACAUGAAACGGCAAGUGUUUCGUAUGAAGAGGUACUUUGUUCAUAGAACAAGCCAAAAUCAGUCAUCCAAUUCAUUAUCGAUCUUAUAAAUGGAACAUUAACAAUAGAAAAAUAUAAAAUUGUUUCCACUUUGAUAUCUAUUUCUAAAAUAAGAGGUCUAUUGUGCACGUUGAAUUGAACAAUCAAUCCAUAAAAACUUAAGAUGAUCGUCUGUACAAUUUAUCUCGCAUAAUAAACAUCAUAUUUUUGUUAAAAUUUUCAACCUUGUUUAACUAAAAAAAAAAUUAUAUUAACUUCAAAAACUUCUCCACACUACUUCAAACAAAAUGAAACUGUUAAUAUGAUCGGGAGACAAAGAAAGGAACACAUACAAAACGAAAAAGUACCCUAAAUUCUUACUGUAGUACCCCGAUGAUGAGGGAUUUCAAUGUGUAAUCUGAUGUUGAUGUCUCAAGCAUAUGAAAUUGAAAAAA